UUUUCAUCCUUAUUUUCCUUCUCUUUCACUGAAUCAUGGAAGAUCAAGUCCAAGACACCAAUAAUCAGCCAAGCCAUGGCUCUGAAAUUGAGAGAAACGAACCGGUGAGAUCCAGGUGGACACCGAAACCCGAGCAAAUCCUUAUACUUGAAUCCAUCUUCAAUAGUGGUAUGGUAAAUCCUCCAAAGAACGAAACUGUGAGAAUCAGAAAAGUGCUUGAGAAAUAUGGCUCAGUUGGUGAUGCCAAUGUUUUCUACUGGUUUCAAAACCGGCGGUCUAGGUCUCGCCGGAGGCAACGACAAAUUCAGGCUAACCUUGCUGGAGAACAACAAACUCAGACUUCAAGUUCUGGUGGUUCAAUUCAGUGUGAAAAUACCAGUUCUAAUUCUGCUGGUUUUGCUUCCAAUUCACUGUGUUCCCCUAUGUGUUCUGUGUCUUAUAGCCUCAUCGGCUAUGAGAAUUACGAUAAUCUCUUCUCAUUUUCCGGCGCCCAUCCGGGCCUCCAGGAUAUUGAGCAAAGCCCUUCAAUUUAUUGCCCUGCUGAAACUUCUAACUUGCAAUAUCAGUCUGGAUUGAUUGCAGUGUUUAUCAAUGGAAUUCCAACAGAAGUACCUCGGGGGGCGGUGGACAUGAAAUCCAUUUUUGGUGAAGAAUUUAUCUUAUUUCAUUCGUCAGGAGUACCAGUUCAAGUAAAUGAGUUUGGUUUUCUGCUGCAGAGUUUGCAGCAAGGUGAAAGCUAUUUCCUGAAUUCAUAUGAGUUAAUUAACAAAGGAAAUUUUGUUAUUGAUUUGAAAUAUGAUUGGUUCCAAGAAAUUCUUAAAUUCAAGACUGAGGGUGUUGGGGCCUGGGGCUGUGUUUAUAUUAUGGAAACUAGAGGGAAAAAGGUGGUGAUGGUUUCAAAUAAAGCAAUAUGUUAUAGAAGAAAACACAUUCAAGCCUUGUCCAAAGAAUCACAAAGACACAUUCAAGCCUUGUCCAAAGAAUCACAAAGACGUUAUCUCUUUUUACAAAUUCUUCUAAAUAUCAUUCUCAAUGUGGCUUUAGAAAAUGCUUUUGAGUCUUUUACAUUCUUUUUCAAAAGUGGCAUAGUUCUUCAUCAGCAUGACAUUCUUCUUACUCAAAUUUAUGACCCUAACCCUGAUACCUUCUUGGAAAAGAAAAUUUCAGAGUUUGGUAAAUCCAUGAUGUAUGAGUGCAUGCAUUCUUCGUUAAAACUAAAAACGGCUCUUCUAUUUCCAGAAUUCAAUGAAGAGAUGCCAAACUUGGCUUUCAACACUGAGAAAUUUAAAAAGGCCACAAAUCUUUGUUCUAACAUUUUGAUAGAGUUAAAUUCAUAG
Messenger RNA from Olea europaea var. sylvestris, 1337 nucleotides. Its product is annotated as WUSCHEL-related homeobox 11-like. Gene Ontology annotation, biological process: adventitious root development. NCBI's taxonomy places the organism in Eukaryota, Viridiplantae, Streptophyta, Magnoliopsida, Lamiales, Oleaceae. The record is from RefSeq and is a predicted model, not a curated record. The coding region runs from base 36 to 1337 and encodes 433 amino acids. Gene Ontology annotation, molecular function: DNA-binding transcription factor activity; DNA binding. The transcript has 8 exons.